UCUACUACUCUUUCUAUUACCAAAUCAUCGAAACGCAGGUGCUCGCGGACUCGCGAAGUAGGCUCAUUACAUUUCAUUGAACUGCGUGCCCCCCGAACGAACAGAAAGAUACCGAAAGAGAGAAAGAUCAUCAUCAUCAUCGUACGGACAGAAGCUGCGGAAUAAAAAAGUAAAAAAGUGCAAGUGAAAUCUUGAGAGAAUCGUUACCCUGAAAUCGGUGCGGAGGGAAAAACAUCUCAGCAGCACGCAUCGAAUCGACAAUAGUUGCGGGCAAAAACGGUGGCUGCGAAGCCACAGUGAAAAGCGAAGAUCAAGAGCUUCUGUAUUGAAAAGAUUUAAUCAACAAUGUCCAGCCAACCGAAGAUGGCCUCGGAGGUGGGAGCUGCCGAGCAGUACGAAAUGGAGCAACUGGCCGAGGCGGAAACUCAGCGGCUGCAGAAGCUUCUACGCACGCUAGAAAUCGAGCGAGCAUCGUUCUUGGACGCGAAAAACAAGUCCUUACGCAAGUAUCGUGCCAAUGUGCGUCUGCUGGAGAAGGAGAAACAACAGCUGCAACUGCAGCUGGACUGCGAAGAGAACGGUGUCCAUUCGAAACGAGAAACCGAAUUGGAGUCGGUGCUUGAAACGAGCUACGAGAAGCAGAAACAAAUGAAUCAAGCUUUGAAGGCGAAAAAGGGAGCACUUCGAGAGAUAGAGGGGCAUAUUAAGAAAAUUCACCGAGAGAUAGCGGAGAUCCGGAAAAGCGAGGUGACCGAUGUGCGAUACAAUGAGACAAUUGCGAAGGCUCAACAUUCGGUUAAGAAACUGGAAAAUCGGCUGGAUGUGGUUAACAAAAAGGCAGGAGUGGCGAUGGCUGAGAACUCUCAACUGAGGCAGACGAUUGAUCACAUGUUGACAGAGAGAGCCACCUUUAACAUUAUGUGGGACAAGUUGGUCAAUAAACUGAACGAAGGCAAACGCUACAUGAUGGAACUUAUCGAUCAGGCUUCAUCGGCUUAUGACACAAGAGAGGAACUUUGCACAAAGCUGCAGAUUUUGAAGGACAAAGGACAGAGCGAAAAGAUGGCGCACGUGCAAGAGAUGCGCGAGUUGCAGCGUAAACUCGAUCACGAUGCUAAGCUGCAGGAGUUUCUGGGGAUUAAAGGACAGUGUCGGUCGAACGCGGAGCUGGAAGAACGCGAGGAACAGAAAAGGCAGAAAAUGCUGGAGAAUCUGGAGAAGCAGUAUGCUGAGUAUGAGCAGAUUAUGACGCGCAUUAUGUCCUUCUCCGGAGAGGACGACAUCGAUCGGCUGGUGGCGAAGUUCAUCAAAAAAGAAGAAGAGAACUUUGCACUUUUCAACUACGUGAACGAGCUUAGCCACGAGGUGGAGACACUAACGGAGAGCGUGCAGGUGUUGCAGGAUAAAAUUACUGAACAAAUUGCCAUCAAUGAGUCCAAGGAGCACUCGCAGGACGACAACAUCGAUGCACUGCGCCAGGAGGAGCAGGAUAGUAAAGAAGCGGCGGACGCCGCUUUGGAAAUCAAGCAAGUAUGGGCCGUCAAGCUGGAUGAAUUGCUGCGAACAGCCGAAAGGAUCUACAAAUUACUCCACUGUGACGAAGCACCGAUCCUGAACCUGCUGAACACCGAACGCCAGGUGACGCUAAACAAUGCCAAACUCUUCCUCGGCAUCAUCGAGCGCCGGGUGGCCAAUAUGAUCAGCAAUGUCAACUAUGUGGAACCGACCAGCAAAAUCCUGGGCCGGAAGGAUCGGGUGCCCAACUUCAACGUCAAAGAUUCGGCCAAAAUUCGGAUCGAAGAGACUAAUCGAGAUUUAGGACAUUGAAGAAAUUCUAUUUGCUCUAUAUAAAUAGUUGAAGAAACAUCUGGAGACGAUAAGAAACAGUCGUCGGUAUUAAACUAUUGAAUAUCAUUAUUAACCGCAAUUAUAGCUAUACAAACAUUUAUUUUCAGAGUUUCAUGGAAGUUUUUUCGACCCUGUUUCAGCAGCUUAGCUUUGUUCCCCUUAGAGCACCUUAAGUACCUCAAAAAAGGCUAAACCCUAAACAGUUUUUUAAAUAUUGGAGCAAAAGCAAUGUCUCAUAUGCUCGUAAAU
Molecule: messenger RNA, 2097 nt
Organism: Wyeomyia smithii (pitcher-plant mosquito)
Lineage: Eukaryota; Metazoa; Arthropoda; Insecta; Diptera; Culicidae
Gene: Ccdc114
Product: coiled-coil domain-containing protein 63
Exons: 4
Coding region: 346-1827 (493 amino acids)
Source: RefSeq, a predicted model, not a curated record